Messenger RNA from Clarias gariepinus (North African catfish), 2364 nucleotides. RefSeq names its product phosphoinositide-3-kinase interacting protein 1 (gene pik3ip1). The coding region runs from base 146 to 931 and encodes 261 amino acids. NCBI's taxonomy places the organism in Eukaryota, Metazoa, Chordata, Actinopteri, Siluriformes, Clariidae. The transcript is spliced from 6 exons. Gene Ontology annotation, molecular function: signaling receptor binding; endopeptidase activity. The record is from RefSeq and is a predicted model, not a curated record.
CAAAAAGCGCUGCGCAGAUCAGGGAGAGGUUUAUUAAUCAGCGUGCAUCAUCUUCUACAGAUCCAGAUCGUUUCACACUGUUGUUGUUGUUUUUUUUAAAACCUCGAUUCAUCAUGAACUCCAGCUGUUAGCAGGUUGAUUUAAAAUGGCUUGUCUUGUGCACUUUGUCUUUUUGCUGUGCCUUGUCUCGGGAUCCUGUCCCUCUUCUCUUUUUGAAGAGUGCAUAAGGGGCAACGGCGUGCGGUAUCGGGGCGAGCAGCAGAAAUCCUUCACAGAUACUCUCUGCCUGAACUGGAACAGCACGACCCGGGACUAUGACGUCAGACAGUACCCAGACCUGGCUGCAGGUGUAGGGGACCACAACUAUUGCCGUAAUCCUGAUGACUCAGAUGAGCCCUGGUGCUAUGUUUCCGGAGCAGAUGGACAACUCCAGAGAGAAACAUGUGCUAUUGAGUCAUGCCAAGAUGAGAACUGCACGGGAGCGGUGACCUGCGUCACGGGUGCCUCCGCGGCAGAGGAAACGACGGCUAAGAAGGAGAAGCCUGUAGAAGGCGGCGCUGCCGUGCAGCCGGUGGUCGGGGUCAGUCAGCGGGUCCGGACAGGACCCAAGAAGAAGAAAGACCUAGGGAUUAUGGGUUAUGUCCUAGCCAUCGCCAUGAUGACCAUCCUCAUCGUCCUGGGCGUAGGAAUUACACUGGGCUACUUUUACAAGCGCGGUCGCGACCUGAAGAAGCAGCACGAUCAGCGCGUGUACGAGCGAGAGAUGCACCGCAUCACGCUCCCUCUCUCCGCCUUCGCCAAUCCCACGUGUGAGCUGGUGGACGAGAACACCGUCGUGGUGGCGGCCGAACCGGCCGAGCAAGCGCCUCCGCGAGGCGCCGUCGAGGGCAGCGACCCCCUUAUCGACUCCGCGGGCACCCCUGGAGCUUGACGCUUUCCACCGCGGAACCCUAGACAGGACAGGAGCAUCUGCACCACCCAACACUACACACCCUCUCUGUUCGUCUCCUGCUUUAUGAGAGAAGGGGAAAGCUCUUCACAGACUCCUAGCAUCCUCGUCUCUUCAACAGCCAUGUUGCGGAGCGGAGGACGCACCAAGACACAUCACAGUCAGACGCAUGCGAAGGACUGAGGGAGGAGUUGUAUAAAAGUGCAUGUCAGGAUUUUUUUCCAUUUUCUUUCCCAAGGCGAAUCUUGUUCAAAUCUUUGAGAGUAGGAUGACCGGGUCUGCAUGGUGCGCCGCUAACAAACAAGUCUUAUGCACAAUUUGGAAAUGAAGCUGUGUGUAGUGCGUGUAUAACAGGGCUUAAUUGAAGUGCUCAUUGGGAAUUGUGUUCUUUUUUCUGUUUUUCUGAUGUUAGUUGAGGGAAAACGUUCAAAAAAAGCGCAGACACUUUUUCCGUCCGUAGCGUUUAACGCUACAGAGUUUUAGCGCUCGGUAUUUGAAAGUGGAUCUACAGUACAGUAUAUUCAGCUUGGACAGAUCUCUUUCACACACACACACACACACACGCACAUGUAGACUGCCUUAAUGCAUUCAGUCAGAACUGUUUUAUGUUAUUCUCUCAGAGGAUUUUUUUUUGUAGUGUUACUAUUUGGGGGUAUGUAUACAAACACAUUCCCGAGAAAGCCAGACGCGAAGAUUAGCUGCGCCUGAAAGCAUGUUGUGGAUCAGGUUAGGGAGGGACGCGCUCUAACUCUGCUCGUGUGCUGUUAGACUGUCCUUGAGCACAGAUUCAAGUGUUAAACGUUUGAGACAGGCAACAACAAAAAAGAAACGAUCCAGACAGCGCCUCAAAUCUGAUUCAGAUCUUAAAUUCUUCGUCUGGUUUACAAAUGACAAACUGCCAAGUCUGAUUUUUCUGGACUGCAUGUUAUUUUUAAAUAGACUAUAGCUAUAGUUCUGCAAAUUGGUGUAGAGGAGAAAACGUUAACAGAUUUUUUAUUUAUUUUUUCGCCCCAGACAUGCUCCUCCACCUAUGGCUGUGUUCACAUUACUCCAGACCUCAUUGUACCAUUGUGACGCGUCUGUCCUCUGAAAUGGCACGCGCGCUCACAUCGAUAUGUCCCGAUGUGCUCUGGGUCAAAACCGUAGACUGUAUGAAAACACCAUGGGUUUGUGCAAACACUCAUUUGGAUGUGAUUUUAGCAAAAAAUAUGCUUGUUAUUUUGCUCUGGAGGACGGCGAGCAGUUGGCCAGAGGAAGGAAGAGAGCCAGGCGCCUUGCUUUAGGUGUUCGAGACGCUAUUGCUAGUAAGGCUCUAAAAUCAAAGUCGCGUUUAUUCCGUUCUCAUUCAAGUCACAUGGCCACGCAUCGGAACCACAUACGAAUGCGAAUCAGAUCCGAUCUGAAAAACGUCAGAU